Molecule: messenger RNA, 3735 nt
Organism: Tricharina praecox
Lineage: Eukaryota; Fungi; Ascomycota; Pezizomycetes; Pezizales; Pyronemataceae
Exons: 4
Coding region: 55-3735 (1226 amino acids)
Source: RefSeq, a predicted model, not a curated record
CUUCACAAUCAACCUCGCUCGAAACCCCCCAACCCUUCACUCCAGCAUCGAAUUAUGGCACAUCCAUGCACCAUCCAGAAGUCGAAAUUUUUCUAUCCUAUCGGGCACAGAGCCGCAGUAUGCCUGACCGAGAGCUUGUCUCUCGAGCAAUCAGCGAACAUCCUUCUACUGAACUGUGGAGACCCAAGGGAUAUCCUCUUCACACUCCAUAUGGACGGCGGAAGGCCGAUCGACUUCACUUGCUGUGAGACUGAGCCUGCCGUGUUGGCUCGAAACAUCCUACUUUUCGCUUGUUUCACCGACGGAAAGAAGAAAGUUAACAGCGAAAAGAUCUUCCAAAUAUUCUAUCACUUUUACAUCGACCAAGAGUCGCUGGAUCGGUUACACGCUCAGUGCAGGAAGCUUGUCGAAGUGGCGGUGGACAUCGACAGCUGGAAUACAUCCAAGUUCGGCAAGUUCAUGAGGAUGUGCACCAAGGACACACUCGCCCAGCUCAAGCAGCAUUGGCAGCUAUACCUCGAUUACAAGGUCUCGAAGAAGGACCGCGUGAAAAUGUUCCAAACGAUUAUCGAGGGUACCCUGAGAUUUGCCCCGCACUCCUCUUCAUAUAUACGUUCUUCAGGGCCUUGCUGGGCGGAAGCAGAGACUCCAGCCACGGAGAUCAUCACACACUUCUGGAAAGACGGCGUCGCAUCGCAGGAUGCAAAUGUCAUUGCGAAGGCCACUCGCGUCAACCCAACCUUUGUUUUCACCGACGGCAUUGAUGACUUCUGCGUGCAUUAUGCAACUGAUCCUCUUGCCGGAUUCCACCAUGUAAUGGGGUGUUCAUCGAUCAAGGGAUCCAACCGACGCGAGACGACUGCCGAGCAUUUGGUUGCUGCGGCGAAGAAGCAAUUCCAUGACUGGGGGGUUUCAUUUCGAUCGGCAGUGAUUGCAGGUUCGGUCAAAAUCAGGUUCCACAUUGGUGGUGUCCUCGAGUUCUGCCAUGGGCUUCAUCACUGGCAGCUCACAGGUUCGAUUGAUUGCAGGGCAUACUCUGCACAAUGGAAGAGCAACUUGCUAAUACUCGAUGGAGGGGAGUACGACACACAAGGCGGCUCCCAUCAUGGGCCACCGUUCGACAUCAUUGAGACAUCCAAUUUGCUCGACCAGCUCGGCCUUCUGAAUAUCAUUACCGCUACGGCUCCUUUGCUACGCAGGUUGCCUUCCUCUACGAUUUACACCGAUAUGUUGGUAGCUAGCACCCAGGAGCCGACCAAGGCCUUCACCAGCCGCCUCUGCGGCGACAUCGGUACGUUUGGAGUACUUUUCGGUCUUGUUCCACAAACCUACGUUUCGGAAUUUUCCUCUAGUUUCAGCCUCCAUGAACUUUUAUUUGUCGAGAGGGAGCAUCGUAAAAGUCGGUUCUAUGAACGAUUGGGGUGGAGGUUUGCGGCAUUGGGGGAGCCAAGGGCUGUCAUGGAUGCAAACUCGUCAUCUCUGAUUCUGGGUCCGAAACAGUUCGCGAGGUUCAUCUAUAAGUUAUACUUGAAAAUGUUUGAGUUCGAGGAUUUGCGGACUCUACCCGAAGCUACUGACGAACGGGAAAGGAGAAUCAUACACUAUAAUAGAGAAAGUUUCGCCAAACUCCUUCGGCUGUUGAAGGCAGGCACACCUGAUACAGAUUGGAAGACGACGAUGGAGUCAUUUGAUGACCUUGUGCAAAGUGACAAGGUACUAAUCACUGGCAUGGAACACUAUCAGGACCUUUGCCAUCACCUUCAUCUGGCCCAAGUGUUCACCUUGCCGAUUCUCUAUUCAAAACCAACGGUGGCUUGCCGUAAUGUACUUCCACCAAGUGCUGGAAACGAAGGCCUCAUCUUCCAUGGCUGGAAGUGGGAGGAAAUACCGAAAUCCAUUUAUGUAGUAGUCGUGGUUCCACGGUACCUACUGAAGGAUUUAGCCAACAUCAGCAAAUGGGAAACGCCCAUCAUUCAGGCCGAGAUCUUCACGAGAGUCGGCUACAAUAUAUUUUCCUCAGUACACGCGGUCUUUGCGAAAAUAUCGAUAAUGGGGAAAGCUGCCAACGCCAGAAUCACACUUACAGACGACCCCGAAGGAUGGGCAGGAACCUCUCCGCUUGUCGCAAUUCUUCGAGUGCCUACCUGGAAAUUAUUGAUCAAUCCUGAAGAUAUUGUUAUACGCCUAAAGAGUGUACCCAAUUGUGGGGAGAUGGCUGGCUUUUUAGGGUAUGGCUCUGUCAUUUUCUCAGUCAAACUUUUCAGCCCGAUGCAUGUCAUGUUGUGCCGGAAUCUCCCUAAUUCAAAAGGACCGGUCGGCCUCGUGGAAGUCCCCUCCGUUUCGCCUCCAAUGCCGCGGGGUCCAAUUACACCGGUGAAGGUACUCAUGGAUAUCGGUGCAACUUUUGUGUUAAGUCUCACCAUCCGAGUGGACAUUGAAGAGGAAAAUGCAAAGCGAAGCCUUCUACGUGGCAUGGUGGUUACCGCUCGGCAAACUUUCCCCCACAUCAUGGAGGUCACGUCUUCCAAUGGGAGUUUCGUCAAGGAGGUGGUGUUUCCGUUCCCGGUCGAUGGCAGAAGUUUAAGGACCCACACAGACCGAAGGAAUGCGUACAUCGAGAUCGUCGUUACUCCGUUCAAACCUCUAAGAGAAGGCGCCGACUUCUCGAUGUACCAGCUCCCGGUAAUUACCAACGGCGACUCCCCGAACCCGACUUUAUGGAACAUCCAUUCUCUCCGUGGCCUCAACAAACUACCAAUCCUCAACACUAUCGGUCGCCUCUCCUGGGAAUGGUACGUCCCUCACUUUUCACUGCAAUUCUCAGAUCGGGAAUGGCUCAUCCGUGAGAGAUGCCGCCGUGGAAAGUGGGUGUCGGAAACGAAGGGUCCUCUGAUCGAUGUAAAAGACUCAUUGUUUUCAUUAUUCACCGGGCGUGUAGGCGCACAAGGUAACCGACCAGGAACGAAAGUUUUCGGCUUCGUAAAUGUGGAACACGGCGCAAUGUUUCCAGGAUUUGACUUCGUCAUUUUUGUGGCCGAUAUUCGGAUGGAUCUUGCAUCUCAUACGGCCGUCACUGAUGCCUGUGUGCUGUUUUUGACGUCCGAGGUUCCGGAGAAACUUCGGCGCGAUCUCCUGGUACUGGGAACGUACAAAUCAUCAGCGUUUUCGACAUUGAUGACGGUCGAAAUAUCUCCGGAAGAGAAAAGACUAUGGAGCCGACUUCUCCCAGCCUACGUCGAGCGCUGUCGGGAGUGGAAACACGAUCCCGCCACUUGCAAGUACCGUCGCGGAAAAGCCAGAUUUCAACUCGCGCCGGAGCCUUUCCCGGAGUCUUUACCGGGGGGGAACUCGUGGAAGACUCUCCUGGAUCUCGCAUCAGAGUCUUUUAUCUGCGAUUGCGGCCUAGGGAAGGAUCUACCGGAAACCUUCACCAACAACAGAGAGUUUCGGCCGUUUGCACCGUGGGUCACUCGCGUGGCGCUUUCGCCGCUGUUUGGAGUCUCGUAUAUGGAGCCUGUGGGAGUCGUCCACGGAGGUAAGGAUAUGGAUGAAAUUAUAGAGCUCUGUAACCUCAUCUGUUGGAACCCGGACUGCCACAAGGGGGAGCUGGACGGCGUGAAGCAGUUUAAGUGUCCGAAGUGUGGCGUGGCGACUUAUUGCUCGGCUGCCUGUCAGAGGAAACAUUAUAAGGUUCAUAAGAAGCUUUGUGAGAAUAAUAAGAGGUAUCCUUAUUAA